CAGUGGGCGUGCCCUGCAACAUGACGUAAAUGAAUGGGAUAUUCUUCCUGCUUAGGUGGACCAGCCAAGUCAAGUUUGUGUUUAGCUACCGGUAGUAAGCCUAUGAGAAUUAGCCAACUAACUGGCCAUGGAAAGUUCCUUAGUGACAGAACAGACUGACUCCAAAGUCCUGUCUGACUCUACCAAUCCUCUGUCUGAUGAUGCAACAGUAGUUAACAAAGAUGGAAUAAAAGAAGCAGAUUGGGCCAGACAGGAAGAGGAGGGCGCAAACCUCUGCCGACACUUCCUGCGAGGCAGGUGCCACUUUGGAGACAGGUGUCGCUUGUCUCACAGCAUGCCUUCCUCUGACACAAUUGAGAUGCCCGAGGAAGACCUGGAAUGUUGGGAUGACUCAGAGAAAGAGGAGAAAAACAAAAAGAACAGGAAAAAAAUGUCCAAGUCACCAAAGAAAGUGAAAGAGUCAGAGAACAAUGAGCCAGUAAAGAAGCCUCGGAUGCGCACAGCUGAUGAUGUUAUCAACAGAAUCCGCUGGGACUCAGCGAUAGACUCUGCUGAUUUUGUGGUGGGUCACAUAGACCGCUUCCUUGGAGUGCUAGAGAGGCCAUUCGAUGAGUUUGCGUGGGACACAUCCGUGUCUGACUGCGACUACUCCGAGGAACUGGCCCUCCCCAGACACAGGAUCCAGUACUUCACCUACCGGGGGCAGCGUGUGUGGGAUCGAGAUAACAGGACUGACCGAGUCUUUGGCUCAACAGGACAAACUGUGAUGCCCCCUUUUGGUGGUAAAGCCCAACAACAAGAUAAGAGACAACAAGCGGACAACAAUCUGGACUCAACAUCAACUGAAGAACAUCAACAGAUGCCACACAGGGAACAUGAAGAGAGUUGUGAAAAUACCACAGAAUGGCCGAAUAUGGAGCAGGAGAACACAGAUCCAGGUGGCACCUCAUGUGGCAACCACCAAACAGGAAAUGAGAUCUCCUCAGAUGAACCAGAGUCUGGUGAGCGGCACUCUUUAGAGAAUUUAUCACAACAGCUGUCAAUCUCCCAGAAAGACAACGGCAUUAAAGGUGACGCAGAGCAAGAAUGGAAAAGUGACUGGGAUGGAGCAGAAGAGAAAGAGCACCUGCAAUGGGAAGGUGUAACCCCACAAUGUCCUAAUAGGCAGGUCGGUCCAUCCGGAGUACCCCCAGGUCCACAGGAGCUGAGUCCAGAGCCCCAGGUGCCAAAGUCAGUUUCCCAGCCACCGAAACCAGGGCGGGUGAAAUGCAGACCCACUCACUUCAUUGGCUUUCGGGUCGACUCCCCCGCUGCCCUCCACGCCUUCCAGCGCCUUCAGGCCAAGGUGCUGGCCCACCUGCCUGAGUCGGAACGUCUCUGGCAGAGCCCCGCAAAGCUGCAUGUCACCCUGUCCCUGCUGGUUCUCCCUGGACCAGCUGAAGUGUUUGCAGCGGCCGAGCUGCUCCGGACCAUCGUGAAGACACUCCGCAAACCGCCCAUAACUGUCACUUUCACUCCAAAGCUGAAACAUUUUGCUGAGAAGGUUCUGUACUUAGUUCCCCAGCCUCUGUCUGACAUCCAGACCCUGAACGCGCCCAUUCAGCAGGCAUUCAGACAGAAAGGCUGGUUGCAUCAUAACUCCCGAUGCCCCUCCUAUCAUAUGACCCUUGCUAAGGCAGAAGAUGAUCGGCCAUUUGGGAAUGUGGGGGUGAUCAAGCUGGCGAAGGACAUCAACUUUGGGAAACUGGAGGUACAGAAGCUUUAUCUUUGCAGUGUUAAGUCACCAGAGACAGAGAGUGGAUUCUAUGAAACAGUCUGUGCAGUUACCUUCCCGGAAAUAUAACAGUAUGUCUUAACCACGGUUCAAGUGUCAUAGGUUAAGACGCUCUGUCCUAAGAAGAAAUAAGAAUGUCAUUGUGUCUGAUUAUAUGCAAUACGUGAAAUCAACUUUACUUGUGGUGUAUAUGUAAUUAACUGGUGGGAAAUCACUUUGGCCAUAACCGUUGAGACCAGUGAUGUAGAAAGGCAUGUUAAAAUAAAUCAUGAGUAAAUAUUUAAAGAUACUUUGCAUAAUUUUAUACAUUUAUAAUCUUUCAGAGCUGCCCAUAGGUUUUGACAGUAAAAUAUGUAUGACAUGAAAUGGUAUGAAUCUACAACAAGGCUUUUGAAAUGUGUUUUACUGCCAUUAAAGUUAAGCCCCUUUACAAGCCA
This is a messenger RNA of Alosa alosa (allis shad), 2211 nucleotides long. RefSeq names its product leukocyte receptor cluster (LRC) member 9 (gene leng9). Gene Ontology annotation, molecular function: metal ion binding. The coding region runs from base 128 to 1843 and encodes 571 amino acids. The transcript has 7 exons. Lineage: Eukaryota; Metazoa; Chordata; Actinopteri; Clupeiformes; Clupeidae. The record is from RefSeq and is a predicted model, not a curated record.